GCCGGACCGCAGGCACCGUCCCACCGAGCGCCUCGUCGCUCGGGGAAGGCGCGGGCCCGGCCUGGCGGCCGCGGCGAGCCGGGCUCCAGCAGAGUCGCCGGCCUCGCCGUCCGGGCGGCCGCGGCGGCGUUUGAGCCUUGGCGCGGCCCGUAGCCGGGACGCCUCACUCAGCCUCGACAUGGCGGCGGCGCUGCGCGGGGGGUGGGAAGUUUCCGGGACGCCUGUUGAGGACUUCAGUGAUUCUGGACCACUGUUACUGCAAUGAUAUUACAGAAGGCAGCUAUUGGUUUCUGUUUGUUGGAUGAAACCCAAAUAUUUACUUUCAGUCAAGUGGGUAAAACCCCUUAACUGCAGUUUUCAUGUGUAGGUCACUGCGUUACUGUGUUAGUCAUUGUCUCUAUGCAGCAAUGACCAGGCUAGAAGAAGCAAACAGAGAAGCGAACAUGCAUUCGUCAGUCAGAUACCUUGGCUAUCUUGCCAGAAUCAACUUACUGGUUGCCAUUUGCAUGGGCCUUUAUGUCAGAUGGGAAAAAACUGCAGAUGCACUGAUUUUGGUAAUAUUUAUUCUGGGGCUCUUUGUUCUUGGAAUUGCCAGCAUACUGUACUACUAUUUUUCAAUGGAAACAGCAAGUCUGAGUCUCUCCAAUCUUUGGUUUGGUUUUUUGCUUGGCCUUCUCUGCUUUCUUAAUAAUUCUGCCUUCAAAACAGAUGUGAAAGAAGAAGCUACUAAAUAUUUACUCCUUUCUGCCAUUGUUUUAAGGAUAUUAUGUGCUUUGGUUGAGAGGAUUUGUGGUUGUAUCCAUCAUCGACCGACUCUGCUGACAACAGUUGAAUUUUUGGAGCUAGUUGGAUUUGCAAUUGCCAGCACGACUAUGCUGGUAGAAAAAUCUAUGAGUAUUAUUUUGUUGGUCAUGGCUUUGGCCAUGUUGAUUAUUGACUUACGUAUGAAGUCUUUUUUGGCAAUUCCAAAUUUGGCAAUUUUUGGAGCCAUUGCAUCCUUACUCUUUUUUCCAUCACUGCAAAUCCCCACAAACCCAUUUGCCUUGGCAUGUUUCUUCAGCUGCCUGAUUUCAGAUCCCCUUCUCGACGUUUACUUCAGUGGACUUUCAGUUACUGAACGAUGGAAGCCCUACUUGUAUCGUGGUAAAAUUUGCAGAAGACUUUCUGUCAUCUCAGUUGGAGUCAUUGAACUAAUCUUUUUCAUUCUUGCAGCCUUUAAACUACGUGAUUUGGAUCUCUGGUAUUUUGUGAUACCUGGUUUUUCUAUUUUUGGAAUUUUCUGGAUGAUCUGUCAUGUGAUUUUUUUUAUAACUCUUUGGGGAUUUCACACAAAACUAAAUGACUGUCACAAGGUAUACUAUACCCACCGUGCAGAAAACAACAGCCUUGCCAGAGUUAUGGCAUCCAAAGGAAUGCGACACUUCUGUUUAAUUUCGGAACAGCUAGUAUUCUUCAGCCUUGUUGCAACUGCUGUUUUGGGGGCCGUUUCUUGGCAGCCAACCAAUGGGAUCUUCAUGAGUGCAUUUCUCAUCGUUUUACCUCUGGAGUCCAUGGCUCACGGGCUUUUCCAUGAGCUGGGAAACUGCUUGGGAGGAACGUGUGUUGGGUAUGCUGUUGUGAUUCCCACCAACUUUUGCAGUCCUGAUGGCCAACCAACUCUCCUUCCACCCGAGCAUGUACAAGAGUUAAAUCUGAGGUCUACUGGCAUGCUUAAUGCCAUCCAAAGAUUUUUUGCAUAUCACAUGAUUGAGACAUAUGGUUGUGAUUACUCUACAAGCGGACUGACCUUCGAUACCCUUCACUCCAAAAUCAAGUCUUUUCUUGAACUUCGGACAGCAGAUGGACCCAGACAUGAUACCUACAUUUUAUAUUACAGUGGUCACUCCCAUGGCACUGGUGAAUGGGCACUAGCAGGAGGUGAUGCUUUACGACUUGACACACUGCUGGAGUGGUGGAGAGAAAAGAACGGCACUUUUUGUUCUCGACUCAUCAUUGUUUUAGACUGUGAGAACUCUCAGCCCUGGGUUAAAGAAGUAAGAAAAGUAAACGACCAGUAUGUUGCUGUGCAAGGAGCAGAAAUGGCCAGAGUUGUAGACAUCGAGGAAGCAGACCCUCCACAGCUUGGUGACUUCACCAGGCAGUGGGUUGAGUACAACUGUAACCCCGACAGCAACAUCACCUGGUCUGAAAAGGGACGUACGGUGAAAGCGGUGUAUGGUGUGUCAAAGCACUGGAGCGACUACACUUUGCAUUUGCCAACGGGGAGCGACGUUGCCAAACACUGGAUGAUCUACUUCCCACGUAUCACCUAUCCCUUAGUACAUUUGGCAAACUGGUUUUGUGGUCUCAAUCUGUUCUGGGUCUGUAAAGCAUGCUUUAGGUGCUUGAAAAGAUUCAAAAUGAGUUGGUUUCUUCCCACAGUGCUGGACACGGGACAGGGUUUCAAACUCGUCAAAUCCUAAUUAGGAACCAAAGAGGAAGUUAAGUGAGAGCUCUGUGAACUUUCUCACUUUACUGUACUUACAACUUUUUAUAUGACUAUUUUUCUCUGAAAAAGUCUGCUACACUCACUUUAUUCAGCUCUUUGAGCAGCUACAGUAUAUGCAACAGUUAGAAACUGAAAUCUUAAACAGAAGAGAGUAGGACUAUAAUAUUUGAGUUUUGUUACUGGUCUGUAUGUACAUAUGUAGGAGACUUAUUUAAUAUGACCAUGCAUUUUGGAGACGGCUUGCAUGUUCAUAUGCAUUACGUAAAGCAGCCUUCGUUCAGAGUCACCAGUUUGAUGGACAGCAGCUCCUGUGAUUGUUGUAGCAUGCUUAUUUCUCAUUUAUAUCCACUAUAAGGUUCAAAUACAGGAAAGGAACCAAGCUAAUAUUCAAAUCAAUAUAUAUGUCCUUGAAAUUAUAUGGUGGGGUCAAGGGUAUUCUGAAACAGCACUGAGCCAAAAAAAAUAAGAGUCAAUAGCCAUCGUAGGUAAGUAGCUACCAAGAAUCUUUAGUUUUAUUUGCUUUUACAUCUUCAGCCCCUGCCUCAGUUCUCUACUGCCAUCAGUGGAAAUUCACCACGGAAAACAAGGAAAUCAGACAACCCUAUAAUGUUCUGAUGCUGCUCAGACGUUUUCUGGAGUGCAGUUUUAAAAACUUUCAGCGUUACUUUCAAAUUCAGUAUCUUGCGGGUGAUCUUUUAUUUUUUUGGUAAAUAUUCCCAGUAGUUAGUUCAUAUAUGGAAUAAAAAGUGCACUGAGAGUUUUUCCCUCAUCUGUUAGGGUAGUUCUGUCUUUUCCAGGCUCUUACUAGUUUGUAUUUUGAAAAGUUACCACAAAGUAAAAAAAAAAAAACAAACCCCAAGGAAUUUAACAAAGAACAUAAUCCAUAGAUAAAAAAUGGAAAUACAAGUGUUGCCUCGCUUCCAUGUUUAUCUGAAGUCUUUGCUGUGCCUAAGACCUCGAUUCUGUAAAACGCUGAGUACGGGAUUGGGCCGACAAGUUCAUUAUCUAUUAAAACCACAAGCGAAGUUUGUCAGAAAGAAUAGAUUAUUCCCGUAGGACAGGAGUGAAUCCUGAGUAUUCCUCAGCUCUGUUCUUCCAGCCACAAGGUCCUAAUCUUCAUCCUUCCACUCAGAGAGCUGGAUGGGACUCUAGAAAUCCUGCCCCGGCCUUUCCUCUCCAGUCAGAGAAGCUGUGUGGCUUUCUGAUCUCAUUUUCUCAAGUGCAGAAAAUAACGAGUGAAAUAACUAAGCAGCUAAGCCAGUACAAUUUGUGGUGGGAUUUUUGCCUAUCUAUGUGCAAUCCAGUAGACCUAGAGUUUACUUUUCUCUGUUUCCAUCAGUAUUUUAAUAAAAAUGUUAGGCAUUAGCUGAUAGUUGUCUAAAAUACAACUUAUUAAUUUUUUGUAUUUAAAUAAAAGACUUUAGGAGCUCUUUAAGUCUUUGCCAUCAAGGUUUUUUCUAACUCCAUUUGAGCUUUUUAGCCAGCUAAGUUAGAGAAUCUGCUAACACCGAUACCUGUUAGUAACUCCUGAAAAUAAAAUGUGUGAUUACAUUAUGAGAUCUGCAACAGGAGUAAUUUGCACCCACCAACUUCAAAAUGGUGAUUUUGUAGGAUUUACAAGCGACAGUCACUAAGUUUCUUCAUUAGUGUGUAUCACACAACUUGGUUUAGCAAGACAGCACCCCCCACCCCGCUUUGCCUUUCUCCAUCCCCUUCUGUAAAGUGAAAAGAGGAUAAGGAAAUGAGAGAUGAAGCGGGUCUUCUCUAAGUAGAUACUGGUGAUGGCAGCUCUGUUACGGAUUUGAGGGGUGGCAGUUCUCAGUCAGGACAGGGUAAUCGCACCAUCUAACUUCAGGUGUCCAACUUAAGUUCCUAAUGUGGGAGUCAUUUAAAUCAGAUGUCUGAAAGCUUGACACCUGAACCCAUGCUAGUGACCUGAAAUGCUCUGCUGCUCAUUAACAAAGAGAAGUCAAUAUUUCUAGAGGAAGAAUCACUUGAUCUCUGUUUUAGGGUGAAUUUUCCUGUGAUUGUGCCUAUUAGAUUUGUUUUGGCUUUGCUUUCAUAUGCCAAAGGUCAAGCAGACAAAUCCCCUAUGUCUGUUUAAUAACCUUAGAGUACUUCUGUUGUAAGUCACCCUCUGGAGCCUGGGUUGGGCACAUGAGCUCCUUGUUCCAGCACAUAAAUUGGAUAUUUGAAGUGAGGCUGAACGAGCAUCCGUCAAGUUGCAGAAAAGCAGCACUUUGCAGAAGUCAUUUGCAGCCAUUUCUAGCCAUCAGCCCCUGGGUAUAGAGAAGAAAGAUUGCUUAAAGACAAUCAUUUGGUUUGUAAAAUCACCAUGAUUUUGAAUGCUGUUUCAGUAAAAGUUCAUCUGAUUGCAUCAUAAAUUCUUCUAACUUGAGCGCUAGGAAUUUUUAACAAAGUCCCCGUAAAGCAGCACUGUAAUUAAUACCUGAUAGUCACCCUGUGAACAUUUGAAAGUCAAGAAGACAGUCCUUGUUUUCGAAAAGCUUUAAACAUCAGCCAUAACACUUCUCGCUAAUUACAGUGGGUAAAUCUUACUCUGUACCUGCUACUGUUACAUUUUUUACAAACAUCAUCUGUGUCUGUCUUUUUGUACGUGAAGGGGAACAGGAGAAGGAUGGGAGGCUCCGAACCUGUCCUGGGACUCCGAGCAGUAUCCGCUCGGCAGUGCGGUGAUGGGCCUAGCACCGAUUGGUGCUGGUCUUUUGCCUCUGUUUUUAAAUGGUUUCCAGCUUGCUUAUCAAACUGUUGAGUUUUCUCUAGGAUAGACUGGGCGAUCUUUAGCAGUUUGUUGAGAGUUAAAUAAGAGUCAACUAAAAAUACAACAGAAAGGUUAUUUGCAAAACUUACCACAUGAUUGCAGAUUUGUCUCAGUUUUCUUAAUUAAACAAGUCUAGUUUUCUGAAUUUGAAAUCAUUUUAACAUGAGCUAAGGUGUUCCUACUUUUGAUCUUACUAUUUUUUUAAACGGCAAAGGCAUGGUGAAAAUGCUGAUUUAAACUAAAUGUUUACAGCCAUUCAAAACUGUGAGGCCUUUUUUGGACAAAGAGACUGCCUUGUGGGUUUCAAAACGCCGUGCUGCCCAGGGUGUGGGGUGAUGAGCCUCAGGAAUUCAACAGUAUUAAUUCUCCAUUUCCACACCAGCUAAUACCAAGGCGUCCUACCCUGGCCCCUGUUCCCAGGUGGCAUUUUUCACCAGCCUCUGCCCACCCGGGCUGUGCCAGGGACCAUGUACCAGGAGCUGCUAGCAGCGGUGAGGAGUUUCCCCUCUGCUGCUCCCUGUACAAAAUAUGGGGGCAAAGCUUGAAAGAGAAAUUUAAGUCUAAUUCCAAAGAAUGUUGCAUACUAUCAGUUACAUACAGGUUGUUUUUCUUUAGCAGUAAGCUGCUCGCCAGUUGUCUGGAUGAGGAAAACCUAAACUUGUUUUGUAGAGGCUUGUCUCUGUACUGUAUAUUCAGACAUUUUUGUUAUAAAGGUUGUUAUAAAUUUAUAUCACAGCAGCAAUUUUAUGUUGACUUUGUUUCAUUUACCUCCUGUAUAGUAUCAGCCUUGCUGAAACAGGCAAAUGCACUAAGUCAGUCCUACAAAUACAAGUCUUUAAAAGGAAUUUGAAUUGCAAAUUCACAGUAGUGUUUUUCUCUGAACAAGUAUUGGGAAAAAAAAAAGCCAUUCUUCAUUUUUGCACUACCAGAGUUACAUAUUUGCAGUUCCUCAUGCUUUGCAUGCCUUGUGGUUGUUGUUGCUCAGCCUUCAGUUUGAGUUUUUCCCAGAAAUAAUUUCUGCACCUUUAUUAAAUUUUCCCUUUAUUUUGCAAAGGCAUAAUUAAUGCUAUGCUUGCUGUAAAGCACCUCUGUUGCCAGCAGUAGCGAGUGGGUUAAAUUUCUUGUUUAUAAAUACCUUUUUGUAGGAGGAUUUUUACUGAAUUUGCCGAUUUUAGAUUUGUAAAUAGAUUUUUUUUGUGUGUGUAUUUGUGAUAUUGCUUAAAUAUAUUUUGCUGUUUUGGAUGCUCAGUUCCAUUUUGUUUUUGUUUAUGCCUUGAUCACUUUCAAAAUAUCGGUGUUCCUUCUUGAAUUACAUGGGGUUUUUCUG
Molecule: messenger RNA, 6597 nt
Organism: Grus americana (Whooping crane)
Lineage: Eukaryota; Metazoa; Chordata; Aves; Gruiformes; Gruidae
Gene: TMEM168
Product: transmembrane protein 168
Exons: 5
Coding region: 360-2462 (700 amino acids)
Source: RefSeq, a predicted model, not a curated record